Exaiptasia diaphana is the source of this 1572-nucleotide messenger RNA. RefSeq names its product major facilitator superfamily domain-containing protein 8. Bases 53 to 1444 code for a protein of 463 amino acids. The transcript has 13 exons. The record is from RefSeq and is a predicted model, not a curated record. Lineage: Eukaryota; Metazoa; Cnidaria; Anthozoa; Actiniaria; Aiptasiidae. Gene Ontology annotation, molecular function: transmembrane transporter activity. Gene Ontology annotation, biological process: transmembrane transport.
UACAUAAAAGUAUGUCAAAACAUUUACUCUAAAUUUGUUGUUUGAUCCAAAAAUGAACCUUAAAACAAAGAAGAUUUGUACGAARUUUUCUAUAGGGACAUUUUUCUUUCUUUCAGGCACAGAAUAUGCUGUAAUUCUACCAACAAUGUGGAUGUAUUCUCAUGAGCGAUAUGGGGCAGAGCMUUGGUUCUAUGCCUGUAUCUUUGCUAGCUUUAGCUUUAGCUCAUUACUGACAAGUCCCUUUUUUGGCCUAUUUGUUGAUUACACAAGGAAAACGAAGAGUGCAAUAUUAUUGGCAAACUUAUUUGAGAUUGCAGGAAAUAUCUUGUACUUCGUAGCAUGGAAUAAAUACUGGAUUUUGAUUGGUCGCCUUAUAGCAGGUGUUGGAGCUGGUGCUGGUACUUGUAUCUUUGCACAAAUAGCAAGAACAACAACAGAGCAAGAAAGGACUGGUGUKUACUCCAUAGCAAUGGCGCUUAGACAAUUUGGACUUCUUGUAGGACCUGCUUUUAACCUUUUCCUGAAAGAAACAAACUUUUAUUUGGGGCCUUAUAAAGUGGACCACUAUACAUCACCAGGGUUAUUUAUGGCGAUGCUGUGGGUAAUCCAAGAAAUAGUAAUGAUGUUUAUGUACUAUGACUUCCCGUCAAUCAUAGAAUCACCAGAAUUCAAUGUAAAUGAUGAACAUAAACCCUUGCUUUCCAAUGGAGGAAUAUCAAAUAAAUCUACUAGCAUCGAUGGUGAUCAUAAUUUGAGGAGAAGGCGAAGUAGUUCACGGUUAUCAGAAAAUCUUGUUUUAGCUAAAGAUUUAUUGUCUGAAGCAGUAGUUGUCGUUAUUGCAUCUCAGUUCAUUUUAUUGUUCAAUGAAACUUCAUUUGAGGCAAUGUAUACUCCUCUUACAAAUGCCUUUUUGGGAUGGAAAGAAGUUGAAAUUAGUAUUUCAUUUGUUUUAAUAGCAUUUGAGGCAAUUUUAACRUUUGUUCUUGUUCGAAAAUUAAGCACCAGAGUGACUGACAGAUGGCUUAUAGCUAUUGGUAUUGCAGUCGAAAGUUGUGCCUUGAUUUGGUAUCUAUGCAUGUUAGCCAAUGCUAAGCCAUAUGAACCAAAGAUCCUGCCAGUAAUCACUGUUGGUACCAUUGUCAUUGUAUUUGGUUUGCCAUUCUUUAUUGUGGCAAAUAUUUCACUUUUGUCUAAACUGACACAUGAAAGAAAUCAAGGUCUCGCACAAGGCAUCCAACGUUCAGCAGCAGGGGUAGCAUCUAUUCUUGGGCCAUUAUGGGGCGGCUCACUUGGUUCACGUUUAUACUUGAUACUUGGUGUAAUGGCUGGUUUGGAAGCCUUUCUGGCGGUACUGUUUUUACUGUCAUUUCGUCGACUGGUCCCUCCCGCUGAAAAGACAGCAACAACUCAAUACACUCAAAUAUCGACCAACGAACGAGCAUAGCACAACCUUGAAUACCUUACAAUUUUCAUUAUAUAGAAAAUAUUUUUUUACUUACUUUGUAGGCAAUUAUUAAAUAAUGCAUGCUUUUUCCAAAAGAAAGAGAAUUGGAGAUAUAAAAAAUUGCUAUU